CGCUCUACCUGCCAGGUCACAUGGUGGUGGAGAUUUCUUUGGUGGAGGACAACGUCUUUAAAGGAAUGCACAACUUACCAUUAGCCAUCCUGGUUCAAAUUCCAUAGCAUAUUGCAUUUUGAUGGCUGGACCAGGCCCUUUCUGGCAAUCGAACUUGCAUUUUGUACCAUCUCGCUUCCGCGAAGCAAACGUAAAGUGAGAGCAUGGCAGGCAGUUUCUAUGAGCACCCGCCGUUAGCAUUUGCCUCAAUUGCGGUCGGAAUGCUUAUCACGGGCGUGAUCACGAUGAAUUUGCGAGACUUGUGGGAGGUAACGGACUUCCACUAUCCAGUCCAUUGGGUUUGGAUGUCGCAAGUUGGAUACAGCUUGGCAUGGAUUGCGCACCGUCUGACAAAACACACGGAUCCUGGUUGCGUGCCGUCCACGAUGGGCCUCCAGAAAGGAAUGGGUAUCCAUCAGAAGACUUAUAUUAUCGCCAUGAUCCUGGAUGCCAUGUCCAUGGUCUGUGCCCACGAGGCAAUGGGCUCCAUUAGCGCAGCCAUUGUCCAGAUGAUGCGGAGCACGAAGCUCAUCAUUGCCUUCUUCAUCACAACGGUGGUCAUGCAGAAGAAGCAGCUGCCGCGGGAGCGCGCGGGAGUACUCCUCGUGCUUCUAGGGGUCGUCGUGGUAGUUUACGGCAGCGUCAUUCCAGCCAAUACAUCAUCGGCGGGGCUUGACGGCAGUGGAUCCAGUAAGUGGUUUGCUUUGUUGCUUUGCUUCGUGGCGGAGCUCUUCAAUGUAGCAUUCUACCUCUAUCAGGACCACACUUCAAAGAAAUACGACCUGCCUGCCUUCCACACUGUUGGAGUGAUGGGCAUGUAUGGUGUCAUCGUCUUCUCCGUCGUCCUUGUGAAUCUCAACAUGGCUAACAUUGAGAACUCAUUUCAUGCCUUCGACCGGUUCACUCAUUCUUGGCCUGUUGCGCUCUCGUCCAUCGGCUACAUCAUCCUUCUCUGCGUCUAUGAGAUCUGCGGCGUGGUUGUGUCGAAACAGGGCUCAGCCAUCCUGAGGGCCCUCAUCGAUGUAUCGAGAGGGGCUCUCAUAUGGGCGGUCGAGCUCUAUUGCGGGUGGGUCCAAUUUGAGGCGUUGCACGGGAUUGGCUUCGCGAUCAUCAUCUGUGGCACGCUCGUGAACACCGGCAUCAUCCACCUGGCCGUCUUGGAUCCAGGGCCCGAGGGUAAAAGCCUGGUCGAAGAUCGGCAGCAGUCUUGAGCGCAGCUAUCUCGGCGCAAUAGUCUUUGUCGAACCAAGCUGGCAACGCCGCUGGUAGCAUUCGAGCAUUCAAGAUAAUCAGUUGAGUCAUAAUAAUGGACCCACCCAAUGCAGGCCUACGUGCAUUGAAAGGGAGACGCCUUUUGCUGGCAACCUUCCCGCGUAAGGGCAAUAAUCCAAUAAAUCCGAAGUGUCCAUUGGGAUUGGACACGGUGCUCUGUUGAGGAAAAGUAUGUUAGACUUAUCUUUUUGCACUUUCUCUGUGGCCAUCUACGGAGUACGGCCCCAGACCCUCCUCCUGCUCCUCCUCCUGCUCCUCCUCCCCCUCCUCCUGCUCCUCCUCCUCCUCUAUGGCCUUCCUCCCUUCUAUCCCCAAGUCCCCCCCUCGAUCCCCCAAGGGCGCAACGAAGAAGGCCACCCGAUUUUCCUUUAGCUCGCCGACGAGCCAAGUGAGCGUUUCACUGAAGACCAUGGCGGGCCACGCUCAGAGUGACCAGCCACCCUCAGAGGAGGAAAAGGUACCCAUAACUCCCCACACA
Prorocentrum cordatum is the source of this 1789-nucleotide messenger RNA. NCBI's taxonomy places the organism in Eukaryota, Dinophyceae, Prorocentrales, Prorocentraceae. The record is from the annotation of a GenBank genome assembly.